Messenger RNA from Cyphomyrmex costatus, 945 nucleotides. Its product is annotated as carbonyl reductase [NADPH] 1. Gene Ontology annotation, molecular function: carbonyl reductase (NADPH) activity. The coding region runs from base 1 to 855 and encodes 284 amino acids. The record is from RefSeq and is a predicted model, not a curated record. NCBI's taxonomy places the organism in Eukaryota, Metazoa, Arthropoda, Insecta, Hymenoptera, Formicidae. The transcript has 3 exons.
AUGCAAGGCAUAGAUUUAAAAAUCUUAAUAAAUAAUAAUACUGUUGUUCAGGUAACUGGUGGAAACAAGGGUAUUGGCUUUGCCACUGUUAAAGCUCUCUGCCAACAAUACAAUGGAAACGUUUACUUGACAGCUCGCGAUACCACUCGUGGUUUGAAUGCUGUCAGUGAAUUGAAAAAGCAAGGUUUAAAUCCGAAAUUUCACCAACUGGACGUCAAUGAUGACAACAGUGUUAAUACAUUUCGAGAUUAUUUGCAAAAUACGUAUGGUGGCCUUGAUGUAUUGGUUAACAAUGCUGCUAUAAUGUUUCAAAAUGAUGCUGCGGAGCCUUUUGGGUUCCAAGCAGAAGAAACGAUACGAAUAAACUACUUCAGUUUACGUAGAGUGUGUACCGCUCUCUAUCCAGUGCUUCGACCGCACGCCCGGGUAGUUCAUGUUUCGAGCGGUCUUGGAUGUCUAUCACAAAUUACUGGUGGCACAUUGAAAAAGAAAUUAGCUAAUCCAAAUUUAACUGAAACAGAAUUGGACAAAAUCAUGCAUGAAUUUGUCAAUGCUGCAAAAUCUGGUACGCAUUUACAAGUCGGUUGGUCAAAUUCAGCCUAUGUGGCGAGUAAAAUCGGUGUUAGCGCUUUAGCUGGUAUUCACCAAUCUAUGUUUAAUGUGGAUCCCCGAGAAGACAUUGUGGUGAAUGCAGUACACCCUGGUUACGUAGAUACUGACAUGACUUUACAUAAGGGAAUCUUGACACCAGAUCAAGGGGCUAUAGGUCCUGUUUAUUGUGCAUUGUUGCCAAAGAAUACAGAGAUAAAAGGAAAAUUUAUCUGGUACGAUAAGACAUUAGCAGAUUGGAAAUAAGCAUAUAACGUAAUUAUAUUACUCAUUCCCAUAAUGCAUAACAUGUACAAAUAUACAUAUAAAUGAACAAAUACAUGAAUGUUAAAUAAA